Phyllopteryx taeniolatus (common seadragon) is the source of this 1870-nucleotide messenger RNA. RefSeq names its product hydroxy-delta-5-steroid dehydrogenase, 3 beta- and steroid delta-isomerase (gene hsd3b7). The record is from RefSeq and is a predicted model, not a curated record. Gene Ontology annotation, molecular function: 3-beta-hydroxy-Delta5-steroid dehydrogenase (NAD+) activity. Bases 142 to 1245 code for a protein of 367 amino acids. Gene Ontology annotation, biological process: steroid biosynthetic process. The transcript has 6 exons. NCBI's taxonomy places the organism in Eukaryota, Metazoa, Chordata, Actinopteri, Syngnathiformes, Syngnathidae.
UCGAAAAAUUGAAGCAGCUGACUGUCCUGGGGUCCUUAAACGCAGCGCGGUCGAAUAGUUGUACAACUACCGACUGGCUUCUGCUGUACUCGUCAUACUCCCCCUUGUCCUCAUUCUCGUCAUACCGGACCGCAAGUCACCAUGUCGGACCGCCGCUCCGGGCUCGUGUACCUUAUCACGGGGGGCUGCGGCUUCCUGGGCCGGCACCUGCUUCGAGUUCUGCUGGACCAGGAGGGAGACUCCGUGGCGCAGGUUCGAGUGUUCGACAAGUACACGGAGCCGGGACUCAGCGACCUCGGAACCGGGCGGACAAAGGUGACGGUCAUCCAGGGCGACAUUACGGACUACGACAGCGUGCUGGAGGCAUCCCGCGGUGCCCACGUCGUCAUCCACGCCGCCAGCCUGGUGGACGUCUGGCACAAGGUUCCGGAGGCCCUCAUCUACGGCGUCAACGUCACAGGAACGGAGAACGUUAUCAGCGCGUGUGUGGACAACAACAUCUGCAGUCUGCUGUACACCAGCAGCAUGGAAGUGAUCGGGCCCAACAUGAACAGGGAGCCGUUCGUCAGGGGCAAUGAAAACACGUCCUACCAGGUGAAGCACACUAUGGCCUACCCCAAGAGCAAGGCCAAGGCCGAGAAGAUUGUCCUGGAAGCCAAUGGAACAAAGGUGCGGAAUGGUGAGCGUUUGCACACGUGCUCGCUGAGGCCGACCGGCAUCUACGGCGAGGGCCACGAGCUCAUCAAAGACUUCUACAAGCUGGCCGUCAAGAGGGGAGGCCUGAUUAUCGGCGGCGUCCCCGACAACACCGAACACGGCCGAGUCUAUGCCGGCAAUGUGGCGUGGAUGCACGUGCUGGCCGCCCGGGCCCUGCGUGAGCGUCCGGAGACUGUGGGCGGCGAGCCCUUCUUCUGCUACGACGACUCACCCUACAAGAGCUACGAGGACUUCAACAUGCUUUUCCUGUCCACCUUCAAGUUCCGGCGUGUGCGCAUGCCGUUGCUGCUGCUGUGGUUCCUGGCCGUGCUCAACGACGUCCUGCGCUGGAUCCUGACGCCCUUCUGUAACUUCGCACCCCUCCUGAACAGCUACACACUGGCCGUGGCCAUCACGUCCUUCACCGUGAGCACGGACAAAGCGCUGCGCCACUUCCAGUACCGCCCGCUGUACGACUGGGACCAGUGUCUGGAGCGCACCCAGAGAUGGGUGGACACCUUCCCCCUGGAGGACCCAAAAAACACCUAAUGGGGCUGUUGCAUCAAUCCCCCAUAUGCUGCUACGUACAUGCACAUGAUUUGUUAUUGCCCACAUAAUGACACAAAAUUCUAUAUUUUCAAAGAAUUCUAGCUUUAAUUCCGUUAUUAUUUAAAACAGUGGUGUGGAACCUGCCGAACUAUUUGAAAAACAAAUAAAACCUCAAACGAACUGAUACAUUUUUGUAAUAGAAUUUUAUAAAAAACUAUUUAUACCACAUCUCCACUGCAGAACUUUACACCAGAACUAAGAACUUUUUGUGUGUUCGGACCAUGGGAGCUAUUGUCUUUAGUUCCGGGAUACUUUACCGGGUCCAAAUAAAGACCCUUCUACUUAAGAGAGUUCCAGGAACGUUUUUGGGGUGGGGUUUUCAUCAUUGUCAACAAUCAAAAUUGAUCUCGUGUUGUAUUUUGAAAAUUACAAAUCGAUUAUUAUGAGAAUCAAACAUGACAAAUGUAAACACCACUUACAAGCAAUAAGUACAUGUGUUAUCACGUGAGAUUAUUUUUUAUUAAUGUUUUGUACUGUGUAUUUUAAGGAAUUAUAUUUUCCCCAAUGACAGUAUGAAAUGACAUUUUUUAAUUGUCUAAAAUAAAGAUGCUUUAAUAUAUUUUAA